Molecule: messenger RNA, 3587 nt
Organism: Xenopus laevis (African clawed frog)
Lineage: Eukaryota; Metazoa; Chordata; Amphibia; Anura; Pipidae
Gene: rnf31.S
Product: ring finger protein 31 S homeolog
Exons: 24
Coding region: 162-3296 (1044 amino acids)
Biological process (GO): protein linear polyubiquitination
Cellular component (GO): LUBAC complex
Molecular function (GO): linear polyubiquitin binding; K63-linked polyubiquitin modification-dependent protein binding; K48-linked polyubiquitin modification-dependent protein binding
Source: RefSeq, a predicted model, not a curated record
UUCCGGCCUCAAGGUGUCUCUGUGGCCUAGUGACAGGCUGCCUGCCACUUCCUGACAGAGAGAAAACGAAAUUGAAUGCAGAGAGGAGAGGGAAGCAAAUAACAGGGCUGUCGAAGACGCAACGCUGGAAGAUUGUGGGCGAAGGACAUGAGUGUGAAGAAAUGGCAGAACAUCAUAUAAGGAAUGCUCUGGAAAAUGUAUUAAUUCAUCAGCCAGGAGCCCUGACCCCUGAACUCCUGGAUAAAAUGUUGGAAUUGCCUUUAAGAGAACGGUAUCAGAGACUAAAUGCGGAGGAUCUAAUAAAAGGGGGAACACAGGUAUCACGUUUACACUCUGUGAUCACUGCUCUCAACAUCCUUGAGAAGUAUGGAAGGAAUCUUUUGUCCCCACUUCGACCGAAGUUCUGGAGGAGUGUCAAAUUUAACAACCCUGUUUUCAAGACAACAGUAGAUGCCAUUGAGGGUGGACGAUUUGUUUUGUCUCUUUAUGGCUACUCUCAAUCACUUCCUGAUGGCCUAAGUUUUCCAGAUUCUGUUCUGGAACCAGAUGUCUCUACUGUUGCAGCUGUAACCGCUGAUGUGAUUAUUCUUCACUAUGAACUCAAUCUUCUCGUCUCGAAAACACACCCACGCCAGAAGGAAGCAGCACAAGAACUUUUAGGUGGUGAACUGCCACAGCAGUCUCUUGUUGCUGAUUACAUAAGUGUAUCUAAAGAUCCACAUCCAGCCACUUCUGACAACAACAAAUGUACAGAAACCACCUCUGCUGGUUGUUUUCUUUGUGGUACUUUGGCUUGUUCUGUGUUUUGUUGUUCUUGUAAUGAGAUGCUCUGUGAGGAGUGUGAUAAGAGAGCACACUCUCACCCAGCCCGUGCCGAACAUGUGCGUCUACCCUGUGGCAAUACAGCAAUGGCAAGGCCGGUGGAUCAGGGCUCCCCCUCUCCAGUAUCAUCUCGCCCUCCUUGGAAAUGUUACUCUUGUCACUUUGAAAAUAAAGGGGGUUCCAUUCUGUGUGUGGAAUGUGACCGUCCCCGUGGCUGUACCAGCAGCCUUUCAAACCAGUCACUUGGAAGUACUCUACAGAGAGACAGCUGGGAAUGCCAGGCUUGUACCCUACAAAAUUCUGCAUCUGCCGUUCUAUGUUCAGUGUGUGAUCGUCCCCGAUUGGCAAGCAAGCCAACUCAGGAUGGCUACGAUUCUGCUGCUUUGCUUUUGAGAGAUAUACAGAGAGAUAAUAAGAGUAUCACAUACCCUGUGAGAGAAGGUGAAAAGGCAGGUCUAUCUUCCAUAAAAAACCACCAAGAGAAUACGUUUGAAACAGAAAGCAUUGGUCCACUGAUAGACCAUACAAGGCGAGAAGAAGAGAUUGCUAAAAGUGAGGGCUGGCAAUGCUCCCACUGCACAUUUUUUAACACACAAAAUGGACGUGUUUGUGAGAUAUGUGACAGGGCCAGGGAGGGGACAGCAGCUGCUGAACAACCCAAAGUCCUCGAUAUGCAUGUGCAGGAGGAGAUCCGGCAGAAGCAACUAAGAGAGGAUGGAGCUAAAAUAGUAGCAUUGAUCCGGAAAGGUGAGAAGAAUGGUGUACUUCCUGAAGAGGUGUGUAGCGCAAUACGAUACUCUGGUACAGAAGUGCCUGAGCGGUGGCUGCAGACUGAACUUCCCUAUGUAUUAGAGCGUCUACUGGAUGCUGCUUCACAGAAAGCAAGAGAUAUGGUUGGUGCCCUGACAGUGGAAGAAGCUCGUGAGGCUUGGGUGUCCAGUGGUGGAGACAUGGAUGCUGCAGUCAUCUUAUGUUUGACAGAGCGAAGGAGGAAGGUUGAUGCUCUCUCCACCUUAGGUUUUCCAGACAAGGAUAAAGUGGUUGCUGCUCUUUAUGAAAGUGCUGGAGAUGUUGGUAGAGCACUAAGUAUAUUACAGAAACCACUUCUAGAGCCUUUCCUUAUACGCAUGUGGGAAGAAUCACAACCACCCCUUCGGCUGGACUCAGCAGAUAGACAGGCAGUUCUCCGCAGGUUACUUGCAGAGCAUUCCUUGCAUAGUUGGGGUCGGGCAGAGCUAGCUUUGUCACUCCUUCUUGAAGGAGAAGGACGCUAUGAGCUCCAGGAUGUUGUUGAGGCAGUGCGUGAAUCACAGGACAGAGACUUUAUCAAGAGGAUGUUAACACAGGAGUGUGCAGUGUGUGGAUGGGAGCUCCCCCGUAACAAGAUGCGUUCUUUAACCUCAUGUGAGUGCUGUAUCUGUCCUGAUUGCUUCCGGACACAUUUCACUGUAGCAGUAAAAGAGAAACAUAUUAGAGACAUGAUAUGUCCAGCAUGUGAAGCACCAGAAAUAAGCAAUGAGGAUGAGCUUCUUCACUAUUUCUCUACUCUAGAUAUCCUGUUACGGGACACUUUGGAGGUUGAUGCGUAUAAUUUGUUUCAUAAAAAGCUGACUGAAAGAACACUUAUGAAAGAUCCAAAAUUCCUGUGGUGUACACAUUGCUCCUUCGGAUUCAUUUAUGAACGAGAUCAGCUGGAUGUGAAAUGCCCCCAAUGCCAUUGCAGUUUCUGCAGGAGCUGCAAGAGACCUUGGGAGGAACAGCACCGGUCUUUGAGCUGUGAAGAUUUCCAGAAUUGGAAACGGGAAAAUGAUGCAGAAUACCAAGCUCAGGGAUUGGCAGUAUAUCUGCAGGACAAUGGGAUCACCUGUCCCCAUUGUAAGUUUUCUUAUGCUCUUGCACGAGGGGGAUGCAUGCACUUCAUAUGUUCUCAGUGUCGCCACCAGUUCUGCAGUGGCUGCUACAACACCUUCCACCCAAGGAAUAAAUGUACAGUCCCAUCGUGUAUGGUAAGGAUGUCUCUCCAUGCUCACCAUCCUAGAGAUUGCCUCUUUUACCUACGAGAUUGGGAUGUGACACGUCUGCAGAGACUACUUCAGAUGUCAAAGGUGCAGUUUAACACAGAGCCCCCUGCUGGAACACAAACGGUUCCAGGAGGUGGAUGUCGUGUUGUAGAGCAAAAGGAGAUACCCGAUGGCCUUAGAGAUGAAGCUUGUGGCAAAGUAACAUCUCCAGGAUAUGCUGGAUUAUGCGAGUCGCAUUAUAAGGAAUACCUUGUAAGCCGUAUUAACGCUCGGUCUCUGGAUCCAUGUGUUCUCUAUGAUCUGGCUGAGACAGUGAAUGUGUGUCAACGCUACCUUCCUUUAUUGCCUCUACAAGAUCUCAAUGAGGAUGAGGCCAGCUAUAAAGAGCGUCUCCUGGGGGUUCUAAUGUCGGAGGUUCCAUUGAGUCUGAACAUUCCACGGAAGCAGCAUUAAUUAUUCCUGUUUUUGGUUUGCACAGUUCUCUGGUAGUGCCAUGUGAAGGAACACCUAAAUUAUCUGCAACAGAUUAACACCAAAAAGAUGUAUAGUUGUGCUGUAAUUGCAAAAUAAAAUAUAUUCUGUAUAAAUGUGUCAAUAUCUGAAAUAUGUUUAUUUUACCAGUACCCAACUUUACUUACUGUCUGUUUCACCCUAAUUUUUUUAAUUUUUGUUGCAAUAUGGUCCAUCUGUUGUCCCUUUGUGUGUAUUGACCAGGCUUUGCUAUUAAAUAACAUUAUGAUUGGU